This is a messenger RNA of Homarus americanus (American lobster), 3036 nucleotides long. RefSeq lists its product as uncharacterized. The coding region runs from base 228 to 2603 and encodes 791 amino acids. NCBI's taxonomy places the organism in Eukaryota, Metazoa, Arthropoda, Malacostraca, Decapoda, Nephropidae. The transcript has 15 exons. The record is from RefSeq and is a predicted model, not a curated record.
GUAGCUCCUUGAGAGUGUGGAAACCUGGUGCUGGAGAAGACCCCAGAUCUUAUCUACAAUUGUUUUGUUCUUGUCCUUAUGGGUAGACCAGGGAAGGGGGUUAGGAGAGGGUGUCCGUGCGGAGGAGUCCUUUCCUACACGUUGCCCAGGACGCACCUCACACCAGGGCCUCCCGGGGACAUCUUGAGAACAGUGUUGGAUUUGUUUGGUGUGAACUGUGGCGGAGGAUGUGUCGAGUAUUGUUGAUGAUGGUGUGGGCAAUAGUCACCCCCACAUCAUCCUACACACACCACUCAGGCGACCCACGGUUCUAUGCCUACACCCAUGCUGCGUCCUGCCCACAACAUGGUUUCCAGACCCACACGUCAGUAGCCCACGUCCAUAGCACAUCUUGUCGCACACAGGGCGGAGUCGACGCCCACACACCUUUCUGCCGAGAAAAGAAACUUGGAGUUGAAGUGGAUCACGUGACUCAAUUACUGUUAAGGAUCCCUGGUGAGUGUCCCUCAUCGAGCACACCCGCCACCAUCGCCCUCACACUGCAGACGGUGGUGGCCUCUUGUGUCAUCCAGGUGAACCUCACAUAUCUGGGGGAGGCGCUGCAAGCGGAACUGACGAGGGUGUGGUCCUUACCCCACCACCACCAUCCUCGCCCUCAACCACGCCUACAUCUUGUCCUCAACACCGGGCACGGGUCAGGCAGCUUCUCUCUGGCGUGGGGCGGUGUAAACCAGGGUGUGUUGUCCUUCCCUGAGGGGCGUGUCACCCUAACUACAGGGGUCCAGGGCGAAGUGGAUGGCAGUGGCGGUAGUGGCAGUGAUGGUAGUGGCAGUGAUGGUAGUGGCAGUGAUGGUAGUGGUAGUGAUGGUAGUGGCAGUGUCGGUAGUGGUAGUGACGGUGAUGGCAGUGACGGUGAUCGCAGUGACGGUAGUGGCAGUGACGGUGGCAGCCAGUGGUGGAGGUUGUGUGUGGAGGGAGGACACCCAUCUGUUGGUGACCACACAUCACCACCACACACCUGCCCAGAGGAGGGUGGGGGUGGCUUGGAGGUGUUGGCUCGGCGACACUGGGGGGAGAAGAACAACACAUGGGUGAGCGGCGCCACACUGAGCAUCCAGGCGGGCGGGAAUGGGGAGGAACACCACCUACUGAACCUCACCAUCACCUCCAACAUUCCUUCUCUUCCUCACAGGGGGUGGCGGCAGGUGGUCGCUCACAUCACCCCUCUCCGCCUGGUGCUGGAAGGAGAGGUGACCACGAGGAGGGAGGAGAGCCACCAGAGAAUGGACAUCACAGCUGAAGUGAGGAACUUGGCAACAGGGGCGUCCUUCAAGUUGUUCAGCUGGGAUGUGACUACCCUCCAGGCCUCCAGUGGACGGCAGGAGGAAGAACACAAGGCUAGUAAGAAUAUAGGCGAAAAGUAUUUACCAGAUGACCACUCAGGGCAAGGUUCUCCAGACACACUAUCACAACUACAUACAGAAGCCUCGCGAGUCAGGGAGAGCUCGGCGAAGCCAGAGCCAGAGAGGCAAAUACAGGAUCUCAGACAAGUGAUCACGAGCGACGUUCUCAACAUGAAGACCAACAUGACCGUCCAUGAGACACCUUCGGGAGGAUAUAUAGUAAGAAUUCACCAAGAUGCUCUCCCGCCAUUCUGUCCGCAGCUCGGGUGGAAACUCAACCAAAUCUUCAACUUUUCACGGGAUUUCUCUGGAUGGGAGUACGUAGUGAGUCAGUGGUCGUGGGGAAACAUGGUGGUGAAGGGGGAAUUUGGUGCCUCGCCUCUCCAGUGGUACCAGAAGAUCUUCGCUUUCUCCCUCGAUCAGGCGGCGCCCUUGCCCUCCACCCACCUGGUCUUCGACUUCCGCGACUUCAGGAAAUUUAUAGUGCAGAUGAAGUGGCCCACACUGGGUGCUGUCCUCACUGCCUCUCUUACCCUCAGUGACGAUGAGUAUGUCCUACAAGUAAAGGAAGGGAACGAGUUUAGAGGUGAACAGUUCGAGAGGGUGUUGAUGAAGGUGUGCGGAGAGGAGACCCCGGCUGGCCUGGCCAUCACCUGGAGCCUUGACAGUGAGAGGACGACUACCUUGCUCACCGCCGCCGCCUCCGUCCUCACGCGGGCAGUGUCUCACCCAGGGAUGUGUGGCGAGGGACCUGGCCCUCACCCCUUCAGGCAGGUCCUACACCGCCUCCUGGGCUUCACUCACCUCUCGGACGGGCUGAUGCUGGAGUGGCGCCGCCUGUUGCACUGGAUUGUUCACUCCACGGAGCUACAACACCUGUGGGAGGCGCUGGCGAAGGAGCUGUAUCUUGGCAAAGAGAAGUCCUCGUCGAGUUACAGAAAUGGCGAUGAACCUAACGAGCGGACAGUGUGGGCGUACAUGUGGGCGGCAGCAGAGAGGCUGGGCGUGGUGAAGGAGACCCUGGAAGGCGAGGGGGUGCUUGUGAACAGAGAACGAUUGUGGGAGUGUAGUAAGAUGGCACUGAGAUUCUGGGAGCUGCUUGUGACAGAAAGACAAGAUGAGUGUAGCGUCUCUUACCAGGUAGCCGCCAUUGUACAAGACCUGACGUCACGUUUCAGCCAUAUAUUACUGAAGACAUAAUGAAAAGCUUACUCACACACUAUAUAUUCAUGUUACUUUUUACUGAUAAGUAACAAAAAUAUCAUUAUAUGGUUUUAAUUAAGAAUGUAUUCAGUAUACGAACAUUAGAGAUCAGGCAGAGGUUGAACAAUGAAUAGUAAUGAGUGAUAUAAUUUAUUCAGCUAUUAGUCACAUAGCUGAGAUUAAAUUGUGUGCUUAAAAAAAACCUCAGAUUGAUUAACUUUUUUAAUUUUCUCCUAUGUAUUAAUUACGAAAUAUAAAGCCCAAACCACCCAAAUUAUUACUCCUAUAUUUAGCGUCAUCUAUUGUAACACUAAGCCAAGUUUCGCUAACAUCGCCAUAUGGUGGGAUACGAGCUUGACAGUAUGUAAAAUAUACACUAUAUGUUUUUUUUAUAAUAUGUCAACAAGAAUAAAACCUAAAUUACUUGUUA